UGGGUUCGGUUUAACCACCUAACAACCACCCACUUUCCCUUUCAUUUUAAUUUUCCAUUUUCCUUUUUCUUAUUUUUGCAUUUCCAUAAUUAAAUCGUGAUUAACCCCUUUAAUUCGUAAAAAAGGAAACUAAUCCCGUAUUAUACCUCCAUUAAAGGCAAACGAAUAUAAAACUAUAAAUUUUCUUCUCUCUCCUCUUUUCCGGUUUCCUAAGCUUUUUCCCUUCUUCCCUCCUAUUCAUUCAUUCAUUCCCACUCUUUUUUUUCUCUCCUCUUUUCCUAUCUUCUCUCCCUUUUUCUCUCUCCUCCACCGGUUAACUCCCGUUUCCCGGUUUCCGGCCAUUUUUUCUCACCGGAAUUUUUUUCCGGUGAUCAUUCUCUCUUCUCUUCGUAAUCUUCUCCACUUUUUUUUUCUUCUCUAUUCUUAAUUUUUUUUACAAAAAAGGAAAUUAUAAAGUUUCGGAUCUUCGUGAAAUUUGCAUGAAUUUCUUGAGUUUUAUGGUGGUUGAGUAGAAUGUGGGUGACGAUGAAGGCUCUGUUUUAGAGGAAUGUGGAGAUCGUGAUCUAGGGUUUGGUGUAAUUUCGCUUUUCUUCUUUAUUUUUUAUUUUCCUUUAAAAUUCAAUUUGUUUUCCGGUGGAGAAGAAGACGGAGAUUAACGGCGGAAAACCGCGGAAUGAGAUGGUGGAAGGGCGGGUCUGUUUGUCGAAAGAGACUAAAAGUAGCUGUUUAGAGAUGCUGAAGCAGAAAAGGCUUCAGCGAAUCAAGUCAGAAACAGGAAACGGGGGUACCAAGGUUGCUAAUAUGAUUGCUAGAAGUGGAGGUGAUGCAUUGAGAUCUUCAGCAUCAUGUGGCACUAGAAUACAUGGUGGUGCAGAUUUGUUUAAUUGCUCCGGUGCUGCUUCAAAUGGAAAGAAGUUUUUUCCAAAGCGCAAGGUGGAGAAGUUUAACAUGUCCGAUUUAGAUUGGAUUGAUAAAAUCCCAGAGUGUCCUGUGUAUCGUCCAACAAAGGAAGAAUUUGAGGAUCCUUUGGUUUAUCUAGAAAGAAUAGCACCAGAAGCAUCUAAAUAUGGUAUUUGCAAGAUAGUUUCUCCAAUAAAUGCUUCUGUGCCUGCUGGGGUUGUAUUGACAAAGGAGAAAGCGGGUUUUAAGUUUACUACAAGGGUACAACCACUUCGUCUUGCUGAAUGGGACACUGAUGACAAGGUUACCUUUUUCAUGAGUGGAAGAAAUUAUGCAUUUCGUGAUUUUGAGAAAAUGGCGAACAAGGAAUAUUUACGGCGAUAUGGUAGCACUGGAUGUCUUCCCGCUUCGUACUUGGAAAAAGAAUUUUGGCAUGAAAUAGCUUGUGGGAAGAUGGAAACGGUUGAGUAUGCAUGUGAUGUUGAUGGAAGUGCCUUUUCAUCCUCCCCCAGUGAUGAACUUGGAAAAAGCAAAUGGAAUUUGAAGAAACUCUCUCGGCUUUCCAAAUCAGUUUUGCGGCUUCUAGAAGCAGCUAUUCCGGGAGUGACUGAUCCUAUGCUUUACAUAGGCAUGCUUUUUAGUAUGUUUGCCUGGCAUGUUGAAGAUCAUUAUCUGUACAGUAUUAACUAUCAACAUUGUGGGGCUCCUAAAACUUGGUAUGGGAUACCUGGCAGUGCGGCUUUGCAGUUUGAGAAGGUUGUGCGAGAACAUGUAUACAAUGAAGAUAUUUUGUCAACUGAUGGAGAAGAUGGAGCAUUUGAUGUACUGUUGGGAAAAACAACUCUAUUUCCUCCGAGCGUUCUGUUAGAGCAUGAUGUCCCUGUUUAUAGGGCUGUGCAAAAGCCUGGGGAAUUUGUAAUCACAUUUCCUAGGGCAUAUCAUGCUGGGUUUAGCCAUGGUUUUAAUUGUGGUGAAGCCGUAAACUUUGCAAUUGGAGACUGGUUUCCUUUAGGAGCGGUGGCAAGUCGACGUUAUGCGUUUCUCAAUAGGGUUCCUCUAUUACCCUAUGAAGAGCUUCUCUGCAAGGAAGCAAUGAUUUUGUAUACUAGUCCUAAUCCUGAAGAUCUCAAUUGUGCAGCUUACCAUUUGAGCUCUCAAAUUUCCAUCAAGGCUUCAUUUGUACAACUUAUGAGAUUCCAGCAUCGUGCUCGAUGGUGUCUAAUAAGAUCAAAACUUUGCUCAGCUGUUUCUAUGGAUGCUUAUGCCACAGUUUUAUGCUGUCAGUGCAAACGUGACUGUUAUGCCGCUUUUGUUGGUUGCAGCUGUUUGUCACAUUUUGCGUGUCUUCGCCAUGAUAUGAGUUCGUUCGUUUUCCCUUGCGGUGGUGGUUGUACACUACUUAUAAGGAAAGAUCUUCCUGAACUGGAAAAUGCAGCCAAGAAGUUUGAGCAGGAUGAGGGUUUACUGGAAGAGCUUCAACAGGCUUCGGGAAAUGAUGAUUUGCUUUUGCUGUCAACCAUGUUUCCUGCUGAAAAGGAUGGAUAUUUCCCAUUCUGUGAUAUUACUAAUGAGGUGCAUCCAAAUGAUGAUUCCGUAAAUGAUUCAUCACAAAUAGAUUUUAACUUUGAAGGCGGUCCAAUUUCAAAUAGUAAAGAAGUUGUUGCCAACUCGUCAGAAACUCCGCUUUCUUGUGCUGCGUCUACCCUCUGCUCUUUCCGGGAUAAUGAUUUUACUCACUCUAACAAUGUACAGGACUGUAUAGAUUCAAAUUUAAUUGAUUGCAUUGACGAUACAUCUCACCAUUCAUGUCAGACUUCUUUAUCGAAUUUGUCAAACAAUGCUGAUCACUGCAGUGAUGAUUCUGAUUCAGAGAUAUUCAGGGUUAAACGGAGAUCUACUUUGAAGGCCGGGAGGAAGAGUGUUAUUGGCGAGGGCAAUUCGGAUUAUGCAAAACAUCAGGGGCUUAAAAGGUUGAAGAAGUUUCAGCCGGAAGGAAGAGUUGAGGAGAUAGAUCCCGGUAAUUACUGUGAGUUUAAUAGGAAAAGUGAUAUUCACUCAAAGGAUGGCAAGGUCAUUGUUAUGAGGGAUGGUCCUCAUAAAGGAUCUAUAGUUCCCAUUUCUAUCAAAGUAAAAAGGACGCCUGGUGAUGGACCAAGUAUCAGACACAGAGAUCAUCCCUCGAGUGGCAGAUUCCAACAGAACAUUGGAAAGAUAACAAGAGAACCGCAUCCCUUAGAUAUAGGUCCAAAGCGUCUUAAAGUGAAAGGCCCUUCAUUUCUUGGGUCAGAGAGCAGGUUAGAUUGAGUAAUUAUUAAACAUAAAAAAAGACAACAAUUUAGCUGGUCCACUCUCCGGGCAACCACCAGGAGGGGUCUGACUUUGCUAACUCUGAUUUUUCUUUUAACGCGGGGGUCCUAACUACAUUGAAAAGUACUACAGAAAAUUGAUUUUUGGAAGCAGCAGAGGAAUUUAACCAUGGCUAGAAGAUUUGAAAUUCUUUUGUGCAGGCCUUAAAUUGGGGCGUGUCGCACCAGUUAUUCUUGGGGGUUCUUAAGCUGGAGUGUUUUUCUGUCUUUGGCGGGAGAACCUUUCUUCAUCUGGGGGAACAUAGAAAGUGGUGUACUGUACAUCUUUUUUAUUUUUUCCAACCUUUUUUAACCAAUUCUUGUGAAGACAAUGGGCUAUUUCCAGAAUCUUCAUGUUUUUAGGGUUUUUCUUUUUUUUCUUCGUUAACAUUAGUCUGCUGCUUCCCUUAAGGUAGGGUUCUUUAAAUUCUUUUUGUAGUUACAGCUGAUUAAACGUUGUAAUCUUCUGACUACAUUAAUAAAAUUCUAUAGAAAAGCUCUCCUUUUCCUGUUA
Chenopodium quinoa (quinoa) is the source of this 3759-nucleotide messenger RNA. Its product is annotated as lysine-specific demethylase JMJ706-like. Lineage: Eukaryota; Viridiplantae; Streptophyta; Magnoliopsida; Caryophyllales; Amaranthaceae. The record is from RefSeq and is a predicted model, not a curated record. The transcript is spliced from 11 exons. Gene Ontology annotation, biological process: chromatin remodeling. Gene Ontology annotation, cellular component: nucleus. Gene Ontology annotation, molecular function: histone demethylase activity. The coding region runs from base 679 to 3204 and encodes 841 amino acids.